AUGGCUCAAUCUGCAAUUGACAUUUUUAACCGCGCCUCUCAGCUCCAAGCUACGGGAAAUUUUGGUGAAGCGCUAAGAAUAUUACAAAUUGCUGCCGACAAUGGAUAUGCACCGGCGUUACAGCGUUUAGGCGAUACAUUCUCGUACGCUAUUGGAGUCGAACAAAAUUUUACAAAAGCGUUUGAAUUUUACUACAGGGCUGCCUGUACUGGAUUGGCUAUAUCUCAGUACAAAGUUGGAUGGUCGUUUCAAUUUGGCGUGGGAGUGCCCAGAGAUUAUAAUAAAGCGAUCGAGUUUUACUUUCUGGCUGCUGACCAGGAAUACCCACUGGCACAAUUCUGUCUCGCCUGGUGCUACGAACACGGUGUUGGUGUCGAAAAAAAUCCACAGAAAGCCAAAGAAUAUUUCGAAAAAUCAGCCCAAGGAGGGAUGGAUGAAGCUUUAUACCGUGUCGGUGAGAAUUGCGAGAUCGACGAAUAUUCCGCACAGACUGGGCCGUACAAUGUCAUACAGCCGCUAGAAAUUGAGUAA
Molecule: messenger RNA, 531 nt
Organism: Paraglomus occultum
Lineage: Eukaryota; Fungi; Glomeromycota; Glomeromycetes; Paraglomerales; Paraglomeraceae
Source: the annotation of a GenBank genome assembly